CAGUUAUUGCAGAUUGGAGACUCACACGCUCAGGGAGUCAUUUGACUCAUCUCUAACAUCGAGCGACAGAACCUUCAGGAGUGACCAAAAGAAGCGGCCAUCAUGGCAAAAAAAUCGUUUGUAUCCAAGGGUAUCGCCACUGCCUUUGUCAUCCUGACCGUCUCUGCCCUUGUCGGCAUUGUCACCAUGGUCAUUUUGUACAACACUCAGAUCUCGAAGAUGAACCCGACACCCAGGCCAACCAUCUCAGUCACCACCCCAGGACCACCACCUGUCAUGCGGCUGCCAACAAAUCUGAUACCUGAGAACUACAAGGUGUUCCUCCAGCCCCACCUCUACACAAAAAUCAUCGAGGAGGUAAAUGUUACCAGUCCAAACCAGACAAUGCUUUUCACAGGGAACUCUACUGUUGACUUCCACUGUGUCCAGAAGACCAGCACCAUCUACCUUCACAGCUUGGACCUGGCAGUUUCUGGACCGGUGGUGAUGGACAAAGACAAAAAUGAGUUGAUACGUGCUUCCGCACUGAAGUACCAUGAGGAUGGGAGUAACUUCCUUGAGAUCCAAUUGAGUGAUGCGUUGGACGCUGGAGGAAAUUACAGUUUGUUCCUGGCUUUCAAGGGAGAAAUCUCACAAAGCCUCGAGGGCCUGUUUUUAAGCAUAUAUGUUGAAGGUCAACCAGCUCAUGAAGAGGAUACCAAUGUAGACAGAUUCCUUGCAACCACCAAUUUGCAACCAUCAGAUGCCAGGAGAGUUUUUCCUUGCUUUGAUGAGCCAGAAAUGAAGGCUGUGUUUGGUGUGACCAUCAUCCACAGGCGAGGCACCAUAGCUCUGGGAAAUUCAGAACAAUCAGAUUCCAAUAUUAUAGACGAGGAAUGGAAAUAUACUCAAUUUCAUCCAACCCCGAGGAUGUCGACAUACUUGUUUGCCUUUGCAGUUUCUGAAUUCACAUCAGUCUCCUCUGCACACGAGCGUGUGGCCAUUAGAACGUAUGCUCGUCCAGAAGCCAUUAGAUUAGGACACGCUCAAUAUGCAGCCAACAUCACCGGAAAGGUUCUAACCUACUACGAGAAGCAUUUUGGAAUCAGUUACCGACAAAAAAAGCUUGAUCAAAUUGCAAUGCCAGACCUGUCUCCCUCAGCGAUGGAAAACUGGGGACUGAUCAUGUACGAGCAGGGGGGGCUUCUCUUUGAGGAAGGAGUGUCUUCACUGUUGCACAAGGAAUUGAUCAUCACACUCAUUGCACAUGAACUUGCACACCAGUGGUUUGGAAACCUGGUGACAAUGAAAUGGUGGAAUGAAGUCUGGCUGAAUGAGGGCUUUGCCACCUACAUGACAGACUUUGCAAUAGACAGUGUUGAGCCAACAUUUAAAAUGCAUGAAGCAUCUAUUUUGGGCCAACUCCGCACAGCGUUUGAGGAAGAUGCUCUGGAAACAUCUCAUCCUCUCAGUCCUCCAGAAGAAGAUGUCCAGGAAAUGUAUCAGUCACUCAUGAUGUUUGAUGCUAUAACCUACAGUAAGGGAGCAGUCGUCCUGAGAAUGCUCGCAGAUAUCGUGGGUGAAAGCGUUUUUCACAAAGGAAUAAAGAGGUACCUGGCUGACUUUAGCUAUAAAAACACGGACCAGAACGACCUCUGGGAAUACAUACAAAAGGCAGUAAAUGAGGAUGGCGGUCACACCAAGGUUGCCAGGGUGAUGAACACUUGGACCAAGCAAAUUGGCUAUCCUGUCAUCACUAUCAACACCACCUCAGGAGAGAUAUACCAGAAGCACUUCCUUUUCAAUGAUUCCUCUGAAUCAAGUCUUUGGUGGUACGUCCCAAUCAGAGUGAUGUCAGGUACAUCUGAACCGACCUUUGUGUGGUUGGAAACCAGUGACACAGUAACGAAAGACGAAUUUAUUUCUAAAAAUGGAGAGUGGAUCCUGGCAAAUGUCAACUGUGUUGGAUACUACAGAGUCAACUAUAACCCAGAGAACUGGCAUCGCCUCCUGACUCAACUGGAGAGGAACCGAUUUAGGAUCCCACUGAUUAACCGAGGGCAGCUUGUUGAAGACGCUUUUAACUCAGCAAGAGCCAAAAUCGUUGACGUGACUCUGGCUUUGAAUGCAACCCGCUUCCUUCAGAAUGAGACAGAGUUCCUUCCAUGGGAAUCAGCAGUCAGGAACCUUGAGUACUUUGUCCUCAUGUUUGACCGCUCAGAGGUUUAUGGUCCAAUGCAGGCAUACCUCAGGGAACAGGUUAAGGGCCUGUACAACCACUUCAGGAAUGAGACAGACAAUUCACAAGUCCCAACGGACCACUCCUCACAGCGCAACCAGAUCACCGCCAUAAAGGUGGCUUGUUCCAAUGGACUCCCAGACUGUAUAGACAUGGCUACCACUAUGUACUCCAAGUGGAUGAACAGCAACAACUCCGCAAACAUCAUCCACCCCAACCUGCGGUCAGAGAUCUACUGCCAAGCUGUGGCUGCUGGUGGGAAGGACGAGUGGGAGUUUGCCUGGGACAGGUUUCAGAGCACCAGUGACACCUCAGAGAAAGAGCAGCUCCGUAGAGCUCUGGCCUGCACCAAGAGGAUCUGGCUGCUAAACAGAUACCUGGAGCACACUUUGAACCCUGAGAUGAUACGUCUAAUGGAUGUUGCUUCCACUAUCAACUACAUAGCCCAGAACGUUGCAGGGCAGGCCCUGACAUGGAACUUUAUCAGAGCACACUGGGAAUACGUCAGACAGGAGCAUGCAGCCUUGCUGAUCGAAGGAGUGACCCGCAGGUUCUCAACACAGUUUGAGCUGGACGAGCUGGAGCGUUUUGCGGUUGAAUACCAGCUGCAAUCUGGUUCCAGGGUGGCGGAGCAGGCCAUAGAGCAAACCCGAGUGAACAUCCAGUGGAUCAGCGAGAACAAAGAGGCUGUACUAGAGUGGUUCGAAAGAGAAACAGCCUCAUAGAGUGGACAACAAACAUCACCAUUAUUUUCGGGCCUCACGGAUCGUGAUGCUGGACCAUUUUGCAUUGUCACUAAAACCACUUCAAAAAUAAGAACCAAUCAAGAGUCAGCCUCACUCUGACAGGAGUUUGGGGUCUCCAGGGAGAUAAUCAUGAUAUGAGAGCCAAUUUGAAAAACUAUCAUAUGCCAAACUCUAAUAUAUAGUAUAGUACUAACAAUGAAUGAGAGAAAUGUGGAACAGGGAGAAUACACAGCAAUGUGUAUGUAAAUACUCGAGUGCAUUAUUUAUAAAGUAUGUUCAGUGUAAAGCGUCAGAGUGAUACGAUUUUUACGGCGCUGAGUUUUGCACAUGAUGCUGAUUCAGCAUCAGACCAGGUUAAUGUGUCGUUGUUUUCUGUUUGUAGACUUUAUUUGUUUAAUCACUACUCAAAUAAUAUGAAGAAACAUAUACAGUUUCGAUUAUUGAUUACUAAAAUGAUAUGGCCAGUGUCACAAUGCAUCGUGGUAUUUGUUUAAUGUAAGACAUGAUGAGACAUUCAGCACAUCACAAUCAAUCCCAAACAUCAACGUCAAAAAAACAACAAUAAUAACUUCAUGGUAGACCAGGUAUGUGUUUGUAAAGGUGAAAAUUCUUCUAAUCUUCUUUUUUUGUAGUAUGUUUUUCUCCUUACUACAUGUGUACUAGCAGUGAAUAAAUGGGAUUAAACGAAAGCAAAUUCCAAAAGCAUUUUGAUGUUGCCAAUUUCUCAUUUGCACGCAUCACCGGUCAUAACCUCCUCUGUUGUUAUUGGGAUCAUGUCGUCAUGUGUAAUAUAUGUGUUGUAAUCAAGCUAUCAGAUUUUUCCUGCAUUUUGCAAGAUUGUUAUUUUAAUAAUAAAAUAUUCACAUGUUGUGUUAAA
Labrus mixtus (cuckoo wrasse) is the source of this 3841-nucleotide messenger RNA. RefSeq names its product alanyl (membrane) aminopeptidase-like b (gene anpeplb). The record is from RefSeq and is a predicted model, not a curated record. NCBI's taxonomy places the organism in Eukaryota, Metazoa, Chordata, Actinopteri, Labriformes, Labridae. Gene Ontology annotation, molecular function: zinc ion binding; metalloaminopeptidase activity; peptide binding. The coding region runs from base 103 to 2943 and encodes 946 amino acids. Gene Ontology annotation, cellular component: cytoplasm. The transcript is spliced from 20 exons. Gene Ontology annotation, biological process: peptide catabolic process; proteolysis.